AUGGCAAGAGACAUCCUCUUCUUCAACCACCGCCCACUUCCUUUCUCCGGCGCCAGCGCCGCCGUCAUCGUCGGGACCCUCCUCCUGUCGGGAUUCGCCCUCUUCAUGUGCGCCAGCCACUCCCGCCGCUGGCGUCGAUGGAAAGCGUGCUACGACGGCUACGGGACCCAGGAACCCGUCAUCGAACUCAAUUCCGAUGACACUAUCAUCGGUUACCCAUUCGGAGAGGACGUCGACCCGAUCACUUACAGCGGUGAAGGAAACCCGGUUUGGAAGAAGAACAUACUCAUGGGAGGUAAGUGCCAGCUCCCCGAUUUUUCAGGUGUCAUCAUCUACGAUUCCGCCGGGAACGUCGUUGGUCCGGGGUCGAGCAAUCGGACAGCCCUGCCGGCGCUUCCAUGGAAGUGA
This is a messenger RNA of Andrographis paniculata, 408 nucleotides long. RefSeq lists its product as uncharacterized. The transcript has a single exon. Lineage: Eukaryota; Viridiplantae; Streptophyta; Magnoliopsida; Lamiales; Acanthaceae. The record is from RefSeq and is a predicted model, not a curated record. Bases 1 to 408 code for a protein of 135 amino acids.